ACUCCAAAAAAAAAUUAAAAAAAAAAUGAAUUAUCUCUGUUUCAUCUUCAUCUUCUUCCUCUCGCCAUUCACUAUGGUUUUCGCCGGCGCCGGCGCCGGAGAAGGAGUUGAAAGAGAUAAUCCAUUCACACCAAAAGCAUCUCUAAUCCGUUACUGGAACAAGGAGAUCUCAAACAAUUUACCAAAACCAUGGUUUCUUAUCAACAAAGCAUCGCCGUUGAACUCAGUUGACUCAGCCGUUUUCGUAAAACUCGCCGGCCAGAACGAUCUCAAGUCGAGUUUACCUUCAUUCUGUUCUAAAUCAAACCUACUCUGUUUUCCAGAUUUAGAACAGAGUCUAGAUAAACACGAUAAAGAUUCAAACUUCGCUAUCUAUCUAAACAAAAACUUUACCAAUUACGGUACGAGUCGACUCGGCGGAUUCGACUCGUUCAAGAACUACUCCGACGGCGAAAAUAUCCCCGUCGAUUCGUUUCGACGGUACAGCCGCGACUCAACCGGUCAUGUAGAUAAGUUCGCUAACUACGCGCCGGAAGUUAACGUCGGCGACCAGAGCUUCAACACUUAUGGAACAAAAGCCACCGGCGGCGCCGGUGAGUUCAAAAACUACAUGAAUAAUAUCAAUGUUCCAAAUCUACGAUUCACAUCUUAUUCAGAUGAUACAAACGGAAGAAAACAAACAUUCACAAGCUAUUCAGAUAUUUCAAAUUCCGGCGACCAGAAAUUCAACAGUUAUGGUAAAAACGGAAACGGCGCCGCCGCUGAUUUCUCAUCGUACGGUAAGGAAUCAAACGUUAUCGGAUCUAACUUCGCUGCCUAUGGUGAGGUCGGAAACAGUGCAAACGACAGUUUUGUUUCGUACGGAGAAACCGGUAAUAAUCCUACAAAUAGCUUCAAAAGCUAUGGCGAUGGUGGAAACUCAGCAAUUGAUACAUUCAAAACCUACAGAGAUCAAUCAAAUGUAGGAGACGAUUCAUUUACAUCGUACGCUAAGAAUUCAAACGCAGCUAAAGUCGGAUUCACUACUUACAAAUCGUUUAACGAAGGAACUGAUAUAUUUACCGGUUAUGGUAAAGGUGGUCAAGGACAGAAAAUCGGAUUCAAGAACUACGGCGUUAAUACAACUUUCAAAGAUUACGCCGAUAAGAAUGCUGUUUCGUUUUCAUCUUACGCCACCCGGCCGCCGCCCGGCGCCGCCGCAGCGACGGCGAUGAUGGGGCAUGGUGGCAUGAUGGUAAAUAAGUGGAUUGAACCGGGUAAAUUCUUUAAAGAAGAGAUGUUGAAAACUGGAAAUGUUAUGCCCAUGCCUGAUAUUAAAGAUAAAAUGCCUAAAAGGUCAUUUCUACCCCGAUUAAUCACAUCGAAAUUACCAUUUUCAACUUCCAAGCUGCCGGAGAUGAAGAACAUUUUCCACGCCGGCGACGGGUCCGCCAUGGAGACGAUGAUGACGUCAGCGCUUUCCGAUUGCGAGAGGGCGGCGAGUAAAGGGGAGAACAAGCGGUGCGUCGGGUCGGCUGAGGAUAUGAUUGACUUUGCGAUAUCGGUUUUGGGUCGAAACGUCGUCGUUCGAACAACGGAAAACACAGAUGGGUCAAAGAAGGAUGUGAUGGUUGGAUCUGUUAAAGGAAUCAACGGUGGAAAAGUGACCAAGUCUGUUUCUUGUCAUCAAACUUUGUUCCCUUAUCUACUGUAUUACUGUCACUCUGUUCCUAAGGUUCGGGUUUAUGAAGCGGAUCUACUUGACCCGAAAACUAAGGUUAAGGUCAAUCACGGGGUUGCCAUAUGUCAUCUCGAUACUUCCGAUUGGAGCGCGACCCAUGGAGCGUUUAUGGCUCUUGGGUCGUCGCCCGGGAAGACGGAAGUUUGUCAUUGGAUUUUCGAAAACGAUAUGACUUGGGCAACUGCUGAUUAGAGUUUGAGUGGGUCGAAUAUGUGAAAUUGGAUCCGACCCGUUUGUUAACGAAAGAGUGAGCGAUAUGGGUUUGAUCCAAAAGAAAGAAAGGUUGGAGGGUUUAAAAUUGCAAAUUGUGUUUUGGUUUCUAAUCAAGUUAAAAUAUUUAUUGGUAAUAAUUAAGAAAUAGUAGCUAAAAUUUCAUAAAUUAAUUAUUAUUAAUAAUGUUAUAUUCUCUUGAUGUCUAGUUGCUUCA
Messenger RNA from Impatiens glandulifera, 2147 nucleotides. RefSeq names its product polygalacturonase-1 non-catalytic subunit beta-like. The transcript has 2 exons. The record is from RefSeq and is a predicted model, not a curated record. The coding region runs from base 26 to 1912 and encodes 628 amino acids. Lineage: Eukaryota; Viridiplantae; Streptophyta; Magnoliopsida; Ericales; Balsaminaceae.